AUGAGGUUUCUAGUCCGGCAAUUGAUAAGGAUGUCUAGCGAUCGUGCUUUGUUAAACAGGUUGGAGCAGAGAGCUGCUGAGGCUGACCAAGUUAUUGAGUACCUGAAACAACAGGUCGCUUUACUUAAAGAGAAAGCAAUCCUGCAGGCUUCCCAAAGGGAAGAAAAGAGACUUCGGGUUGAAAAUGCAAAGUUGAAGAAAGAAAUUGAGGAUUUAAAACAAAAUCUCAUUGAAGCAGAAAUCCGUAAUGGAGUGAAACGAGUUCCACUUCCAACAGCAGCUUCAGUUCAGUCCUGUUCUGCAGCAUCUAUGUCUCCAACAACUGCACUGGCUACUCCAACUGCAGCUGAACAAACACCAGAAGUGAAUGAAAACAAGAAAAAGAAAGAUAAACCGGAUAAGAAGCCAGACAAGAAAGUUCAUACUGAGUUGCAUAUUCGUUUGGAAAAUGCAAUGACAAGAUAUCAGAAUGGGAAUAUUAGGAAGGAUGAACUGGAUGUCGAAGCAGACCUUCUCUAUGAGCGCAUCCUGCUUAAGAGCAGUACGAGUUAUAUCCAAAAAUUAGAUAUCACCCCAGUGAAACUGUGUACACAUGCAUGCUAA
This is a messenger RNA of Rhincodon typus (whale shark), 603 nucleotides long. It is a transcript of the gene aimp1a, whose product is annotated as aminoacyl tRNA synthetase complex interacting multifunctional protein 1a. NCBI's taxonomy places the organism in Eukaryota, Metazoa, Chordata, Chondrichthyes, Orectolobiformes, Rhincodontidae. The transcript is spliced from 5 exons. Bases 1 to 603 code for a protein of 200 amino acids. The record is from RefSeq and is a predicted model, not a curated record.